AUGACAGUUAAUCAAUUCGCGCUAAAAUCGUCUCAAACAAAGUGAGGAGUUGAAUGAUUUUCUGUUGUCGUUUCCGUACCUCUAUGUUUUUUUGCGUAAAUUGAAAACGAAAAACGAUGUCGAAACGUAACAGUUUGGGCAAUACAAGUGGCUCAAACACUUUAUUCAAAUAUUUCGCAAGAUCACCAGCCGCAUCACCUCAAACCCCGCAACAAAAUCGAAAUACCUCUGUAUCCAAUGGUGACGGUGCAACACCAAAAAGUUCAUUGAACAAGGACAAAUCAACCGAACAAAAAGUUCAAUCCAAUAAAAAAGAGGCUGUGGAUGAACGUCAGGAUGAUGAUGAAAGUCCAAUUCGUCCUGUCAAGCCGAAGCGUUUGAAAUUAAUCGAUUCCGAUUCGGAAUCAGAUCGCGAAAAUGAAUGCGACAAUGUGCCAUCCGUUGAAACUGUUCCACCGAAGAAAGCUGCACGAUCAGCCACUAGUGCACCAUCAACUCCACAGCCCAAGAAGAAAAUGAAAAUGGAACCGAAAGAACCUAUGACUUUCGAAGAGAAACUGAAGGCGAUGGAGGUGCAAGAUGUCGACGAUGUCGUAGAAGAUAUAUUUGACGAACCGGUUGAAUAUAUGCACAACAAUCUGGAAUUCUUAAAACCGGAAAACAUCAAAGAUAUCAAUGGACACAAGAAAUCCGAUCCGGAAUAUGAUCCGAGAACAUUGUACGUACCAAAAAGUUUCCUGGACAAACUGACACCGACAACACGACAAUGGUGGGAUAUGAAAUCCAGAGCCAUGGAUUGCGUUUUGUUCUUCAAAAUCGGAAAGUUCUACGAAUUGUAUCACAUGGAUGCGGAUGUUGGCGUUACUGAGUUAGGCUUCACUUACAUGAAAGCGAUGAAAGGUGAAGCUGCGCAUUCCGGGUUUCCGGAGCAAUCUUACGAUCGCAUGGUUACAACUUUAGUAGCCAAAGGUUAUAAGGUGGCUCGAAUUGAACAAACUGAAACACCAGAAAUGAAUGCCGAACGAGUAAAGACCACGCCAAGAGCAACGAAAUUUGAAAAGGGACUCAGACGCGAAAUUUGUCAAGUAACCAAUCGUGGCACUCAGGUUUUUUCUCAACAAGUUGGUGUGACGAACAACUAUGAACCGAACUACAUGCUGGCAGUUUGUGAAAAGCACACAUUAACUUCCAACCGCUUCGGUGUAUGUUUCAUCGACACAUCUCUGGGAGAAUUUAACAUCGGCGAGUUUGACGAUGACAAACACUGCUCCAGAUUGUUAACAUUACUCUCACACAACCUACCUGUUUUCAUUCUCUACGAACGAAACGGCCUUUCCGCUCGUACAAGUCAAAUUUUCAAGUCGAUGCUGAACAAAACUCAGAAAGAGCAGCUGCUUCCUGGAACACAGUUCCUAGCUGCGGACAAAACGUUGAAAAUGAUGGCUGAGAAAUACUACAAGGUGGACAACCAAAUUGUUUGGCCGGAAGAAAUUAAGGCGCUUCAAUGCGACUCCGACCAUUUGGGCUUGACGCCGAAACCCAGCCAUUCACUGGCUCUACGAUCGAUCGGUGCCUGUUUGUGGUACUUGUCUCAAUGUCUAAUCGACGAGCAGAUUGUUUCGUUGGGUCGAUACACUACCUACAUUCCACCAGACAAUAUGACUUCGGAUUCGGUCGAGAAUUUGGAGAGAAGCUUGAACAGAACGAUCAGUUCCAAAAUGACCAAUCGCCACAUGGUUCUCGAUUCCAUUACAUUGUCCAAUUUGAAAUUGACCGAAGAAAGUCAUUCGCUUCUGAACACGUUGGACCAUUGUUGCACGAAAUUCGGGAAACGAAUGCUCAAGAAUUGGAUUUACAAUCCAAGCUGUGAAAAGGGAGUCAUAAUCGACCGGCAAGACGCUAUAAAACAUCUGAUGGACGACGACGAUUUACUGAACGAAGCGAAAACCAUUCUUGGACAGUUGCCCGACUUGGAUCGAUUACUGAACCAAAUUCAUGCAUUCGGAAAUGUGAAACGAAGCAAAGAUCAUCCGGAUGGACGGGCAGUUUUCUUCGAACAGAAGAGCUACAAUAAAAACAAAAUCCGAGAUUUCAUAGCUGUACUGGAUGGGUUCGAUGCCCUCACUAAGCUGCCAGCAAUGUUCAAAAAUUGCAAAUCGAAAUAUCUACGGACACUGACACAAUGUUCGCCGAACGGCAAUUUUCCUGACAUACGAGAAGCGCUGAAAGUGUUCAAGACCGGAUUCGAUCAUAAUGACGCCCUCGAGAAAGGGGUAAUCGCACCUGGUGCAGGAGUCGACAGAGAAUUCGACUAUGUGAACCGUGAAAUCGCGUCGAUCAACAAUGAAUUGCAAGCGUACCUGAAGAAACAAGAAAAAUAUUUCGGCUGUCGUCUCAGUUACAGCGGAACGGAUAAGAAACGAUUCCAGAUCGAAGUACCAGAGAAAUGUUGCCACUUGGUGGACAAAAGUGAUAUCGAAUACACUUUAGAGGGACAGAAAAAGGGCUUCAAACGGUACCAUACCGAGGAUUUAAAGGACAUGCUAAAACGCAUGAUCGAAACGGAAGAACAACGGAACGCCAUUCUAAAGGAUCUGUCGCGCAGAAUGUUCGAAAAGUUUUCCAAUGAGUAUCAACAGUGGAAGAAAUGCGUCGACCUGGCCGCUACGUUGGACGUUCUGCUAUCAAUGGCAACAUAUGGAAAUACUCAGGGACAUUUAUGUUUCCCAGAUAUUGUUGAUGGUGCUGACGGUCCAAUAUUGGAAAUGGAAGACGGCUACCAUCCAUGCAUGAAACUCACUGACGACUUCAUUCCGAAUGGCAUUACUCUUGGUGGCAGCUCGCCUCCACUGGCACUGUUAACAGGACCGAAUAUGGGUGGUAAAAGCACAUUGAUGCGUCAAGUGGCCAUUCUUGUUAUCAUGACACAAAUGGGAUGCCCAAUACCAGCGACGAGUUGCCGAAUGACUUUGGUUGAUCGUAUUUUCACCCGGCUCGGAGCCCAAGAUGAUAUAAUGGCUGGUCACAGUACAUUUUUGGUUGAACUGAGUGAAACGUCGUCCAUUCUAAAACAUGCUACGCUAUCGAGUUUGGUGCUGUUGGAUGAAUUGGGACGAGGAACGGCAACAUACGAUGGCACAGCAAUCGCAGCUUCUGUCGUCAACUUUCUGGCAGACCUGAAAUGUCGUACACUCUUCUCGACACAUUACCACAAUCUCGUCGACAAUUUCCACAAAGACAACCGAGUCAGCUUGGGACAUAUGGCUUGUAUGGUGGAGAAUGAGAACGAUGACGAUCCCACUCAAGAGACCGUCACCUUUUUGUAUAAGUAUUCGGAUGGUGCGUGUCCAAAAUCGUAUGGAUUCAACGCGGCUAAGCUGGCUGGAAUGCCGAAUGGCGUCAUUAAAAGAGCCCACGAGCUCUCAAAGAAAGUCGAAGCAGAAGCUUUGAAGCGGAAAUUGGUGUCGAAAAUUAUGGUGGCCAAUGGCGCAAGCAUCGCUGAAAUUCGAGACAUUCUGACGAAACUGAAAACUUUGGUGGUUUAAGUGCGUCAACGCACCAGUUCUGAAUUUAUUAAAAAUUUGUUUAUUUUCACAUUCCAAGAUCUGUUCAAUAAAAAUGUAAUUGAAAAAUGA
Bradysia coprophila is the source of this 3635-nucleotide messenger RNA. RefSeq names its product DNA mismatch repair protein Msh6 (gene Msh6). Gene Ontology annotation, molecular function: mismatched DNA binding; ATP binding; ATP-dependent DNA damage sensor activity. Lineage: Eukaryota; Metazoa; Arthropoda; Insecta; Diptera; Sciaridae. Gene Ontology annotation, cellular component: nucleus; MutSalpha complex. The record is from RefSeq and is a predicted model, not a curated record. Gene Ontology annotation, biological process: mismatch repair.